Messenger RNA from Esox lucius (northern pike), 5883 nucleotides. It is a transcript of the gene palb2, whose product is annotated as partner and localizer of BRCA2. The transcript has 14 exons. Lineage: Eukaryota; Metazoa; Chordata; Actinopteri; Esociformes; Esocidae. Gene Ontology annotation, biological process: double-strand break repair via homologous recombination. Gene Ontology annotation, molecular function: protein binding; DNA binding. Bases 444 to 4919 code for a protein of 1491 amino acids. The record is from RefSeq and is a predicted model, not a curated record. Gene Ontology annotation, cellular component: nucleoplasm.
UAUGGCCCUAAAUUCAAACGCAUACUUCACCCGGCUUUUGGUAUCAAGACACAAAUACAUUAUUUCAGGAUCAGUCACAUCGGUGCAUGACCCACUCGUCCCCAGUCUCAACAAAGGUUAGGACCGUCGGCGUACAGUCUCAAAUGAAAUUCGUCUGUUAUACGGGGGGGGUCUGUGAGUGCCCCCAGGGAAUCGGCUAAUGAGUUCUCGGUUCUCCACUAGUCUUGUCUGGAACGCGAAGUCGCGGGAGAGUUCGGAAUAUUUCCUGUCCCACUGCAAAACAAACGUGUCCAGCUCCAGCUAGGUAGCGUAGUACACUUCACGUUAUACAGAAACGAAGCGUUAGGCCACUGAAUUUCCGAAAACGUCUUGUUUGUCAGGCAGUUGACCUUUAAAGUUGACUGUCAACUGUCAAUGUCGACCGUUUCAAUCGCGUGACCGGAAUGGAGGAUAACGUGGGGAGCGUGCUCCAUUGCGAUGAUACGAAUAAGUUGAGGCAGAAAUUGGCCCUACUACAGAGAGAGUACUCCAGGACAGUGAAGAGAUUGCAGCGAGCUGAGCGUUCGGAUGCUGUACGGAAGCAUGUGAGAAGCCACAUAUCUAACCUCCUGGAUCAGAGGGACCCAGGUCCGGCCAGCACCUCUUUCAACCCAGCUCUGCCCCCUCUCUCCAUUGACAGCCCUGCUAGGACAGUCCCAGGCUUGGCCACGCCACUAGGCCCUGCUCGAGACUCGAACCCUGCCAACACCAGGAGAGAGCCGUCCGUCUGCUUCCUCCUCCCUGUCGAUGACUCUCUGACUCCUGACCCUAAACCUGACCCUGCCGGGGGUCACAGGCGAAGCCCUGCCCUCCGGCUGAGGUCACGGAGAAGCCGGUUGCGCUGGGAGAAAAGGGGGAGAAGCCUGGGAGGGAAUGGGCGAGGGGCAGAGUGUAGGACAGACACAGAGAACAGCGAGGACUGGACCGAGUCAAAUGGACCGGAGAGAUUGGAGGGAAGGAAUAAGGACGGAGACAGGGAUGAGGAGGCAAAGAAGAGAUCUGGGAAGGAGGAGAGAAAAGCUAAAAGGGAAACCCCAGAGGAGGCAGCGAGGCUGAUGAGAGAUGGAGAGGAGAACGGAGAACAGAGAGAACGGGCAGAAAUAGGGAUUGAAGAUAAUGGGAGUGAGGAGGAGGACAGAGAGACAGAGAAGGUGGAGGGGGGCUUGAGGAGGGAUGGAGAGAAGAGGAGAAAAGAGGGAGGUGAUUCAGGAGCUGUGGGAGGCUCGAAGUUAGGGGGUUUUGGGGUGUCUAAAUCAGGGGGUAUGAUGUCUCCAGGUUUAGGGGGUGUUGGGGUGUCUGACUCUGGGGGUGUGACGUCUCCAGGCUUGGGGGGUGUUGGGGUGUCUGACUCAGGGGCUAUGACGUCUCCAGGCUUGGGGGGUGUUGGGGUGUCUGACUCAGGGGCUAUGAUGUCUCCAGGCUUGGGGGGUGUUGGGGUUUCUGACUCUGGGGGUAUGACGUCUCCAGGCUUGGGGGGUGUUGGGGUGUCUGACUCUGGGGGUAUGACGUCUCCAGGCUUGGGGGGUGUUGGGGUGUCUGACUCAGGGGCUAUGACGUCUCCAGGCUUGGGGGGUGUUGGGGUGUCUGACUCAGGGGCUAUGACGUCUCCAGGCUUGGGGGGUGUUGGGGUGUCUGACUCAGGGGCUAUGACGUCUCCAGGCUUGGGGGGUGUUGGGGUGUCUGACUCAGGGGCUAUGACGUCUCCAGGCUUGGGGGGUGUUGGGGUGUCUGACUCAGGGGCUAUGACGUCUCCAGGCUUGGGGGGUGUUGGGGUGUCUGACUCUGGCGGCCGGCUGGAUUCGUGCACCAUGGUGGAAGGUCUGCCGUUUCCUGUAGAAUACUACGUCAGAACCACAAGACGCAUGUCCUCUUCUCAGAGCCACAGAGACUUGCAGGCCAUCAUUCUGAGCCAGCUCAAACCAGGACGUCACACACAGAGCAGGAAACGGACAGCGGACACAUACACACUCUCAGCGUCACACACACACUCUCACAUACCUCCACAUACGCAGUCAGACACACCAUCUGAACACGCCAAUGACAGCCAGAGCUUAAGUCAGCUGACCUUCGACCCAGAGAACAAUCACAUGCCAGUAAGUGGGGAAUCAGCCAAUGAGAGGCUUACCUCAGAGUUGGUGACCAAUCAGAGUGAGUGUUUGCCCUCACGAGGGUGCAGUGUUCGACCUAUCAGGGGACGGAGGGGGAGAGGAAGAGGAAGAGGAAGAGGGAGAGGAAGGAGUCUGGGCUGUUCUCUUAGUUUGGAGCCCCACCCCCCAGCACCAGGUCUCGACCACAGCGUUACCCCAGCCUCGCAGCCUCUGCCUGGGGGUCUGGAGCGCUUGUCUCACUCUGGAGGUGUGGAGGAUCGGCUGUACCCCAUCUUCAGAAGAAGCUGUGUCACUCCCCUCAUUCACCCACCAGAGCAGAGCAAAGGACGAGCCAUGCAUCCUGGGAGUCUGGGCUGCCUCGUCCCGACCUUCGACCUCCAGGACUUCCAUCUUCCUGAUGAACAGUUUGGACAACUGAAACUACAGAAGCUUCGCAGUUCCUCGUCCUCCAACCCAGAAAAGCAGCCCUUCUCCCCUUACAACAUGCGUCAUCGCCGUGCCAAUGGCUUGCUCUGCAGCAACAGGGCCAAGUUGGCCACUCCCUUCUCUGAGCCGCUGCCCCGCCCUCUUAGCCCUGCGGUCUCAGAGCAUUUACAUCCUAUUGGGUCAGUAGAACUGUCUGUUGACCAGCCUGAACGCCUCCAUUUCAAAGAUUCUACUGAACAGUAUACAGACUACCAGCCUGUAGACAAGCAGCUUACUGAUCUCCCUGUAGACCAGCCUAUAGCUGACCAGCUUUCAGAGCUCCGUGUAGACCAGCCUAUAGCUGACCAGCUUUCAGAGCUCCGUGUAGACCAGCCUAUAGCUGACCAGCUUUCAGAGCUCCGUGUAGACCAGCCUAUAGCUGACCAGCUUUCAGAGCUCUGCGUAGACCAGCCUAUAGCUGACCAGCUUUCAGAGCUCCGUGUAGACCAGCCUAUAGCUGACCAGCUUUCAGAGCUCCGUGUAGACCAGCCUAUAGCUGACCAGCUUUCAGAGCUCCGUGUAGACCAGCCUAUAGCUGACCAGCUUUCAGAGCUCCGUGUAGACCAGCCUAUAGCUGACCAGCUUUCAGAGCUCCAUGUAGACCAGCCUAUAGCUGACCAGCUUUCAGAGCUCCGUGUAGACCAGCCUAUAGCUGACCAGCUUUCAGAGCUCCGUGUAGACCAGCCUACAGACUUCCCUUUAGUAGACUGUUGGACCAGACAGUCUUUCCUACAGACUGAAACGGAUACAGACUGCCCCACCAAGAGCUCUGAGUUCCCUCCAAUCCAACCAGAGACGGAUGACAAUAGCCCCUCCCUUCUCCUCGCUAGCCCCUCCCUAACCGCCCGCACCCUUCACGGACACACCCUCUCUCUCCCCCCGCCCUCCAGUCCCCCGUUACCCUCCCUAGGGGUGACCCCAAAUCCCCUCCUCCCAUCCAGCCCCCCCACUCUGACUCUCCCCCUCUCCGCUGGUCCAUCGUCCCAUACCCUCUCCCCUCCCCCCCUCUCCCCCCGCCCCUCCCCCCCACCCUGGGGCGCCAGCUUGGUCGACUCCCUGCCCCAAACGAUGCCCCCUCCACAGCUCCUGCUCCAGCCGGCUGGCUCUCCCUGCUCCGCCCGGCGGACCACAGAGGGGGAGAAGAGAGAGGGCAAAACGUCGGAGGAGGUACGGGAAGACGUGGAGGAGAAGGUGGAGGAGGGCGAAUGGGAACUAGAGGAGGGAGCUGAUGACAGAGUGGAGAGGAUUGAGGACAGAGAGGAGGAACAGGAGGGGCUGGAGGAGUUUGUCCUGACCCUCACACACACACUGAAGUCCCCUGCAGGAGGCAGCCUGGUGGAUGCGUGCUUUGUGUCCUGUCUGUCGGGAGGUGUGUGUGUGGCGGUGGCAGGUGAGCAGGAGGUGUGUGUUUGGGGUCAAGCAGCCACCCCAGAGUGGAGACUGCUACACACCUGGACUUUCAUAGAGCCAGUCAUCUCAGUGUUUCCAGUGCCUGAUGCUUCUGGGCUUCUGUGUGUAACUCUCGGACAACUGGAAAUCAGAGAGGCCCGGGUGCUCUGCUGCUCCAAUCUGUCCCAGACUGUACUCUGUGAGGGGAAGGUUCAGACGGUUGUGGGCGUGUCCAAUGCUAGGUUAAUCAGCUCCUCCCACUCAGCGGCCACACCCUCGCUUCAAGUUUAUACACUCUCAGCAGAUGGCAGCCCGCAGGCCACCUGGUCCCUGGUCAGUCCCACUGAGCGUGUGCAGAACCUGGCUGCAGUGGAGGGACAGGCGGACGCUCUGAUUGGCUCGACCCACGGUGGACAUCUUGUUCUCUGGAACGUGAGAACAGGACAUCUACUGCGAAGCAUCGCCCUGGGAGACGGUUUUAUGGACACAGCCUGCCUUCGAGGAUACUCCCUCUGUGGGGUGCUGUUUGUCCUGCUGCAGCACUUGUCCUUGCCUUCUCUGGGGGGCAGUGGCGAGCCGAAGGGAGGGGCUCUGUUCUCAUUGGUCGCUACGAACCCACUGACUGGCGCCGUUGCUCUGGCAACCAGAUUGCUACUGCCCGAAGCCUACACUGAGAGUUCUGACCUCAGGCUGGUGGAGGUCGACGUCCAAGGCUCCAGUGUGGUCGGGGUGCUCCGGUCCGGCUCUGUGUGUGUGUGGCUGCUGGGGACACGCCAAGGCCGUCAGGGGGAGUGCUUACCGGGGCUGGGCUGUCAGCUCGCCCGCUGGGGGGCGCAGGGAACCCUCCUGACUGCCAACCUCAAUGGGGAUGUUUGCUUAUAUCGCUACAGACCAGUGAACCGACCUACAGACCAGUGAACCGACCUACAGACCAGUGAACCGACCUACAGACCAGUGAACCGACCUACAGACCAGUGAACCGACCUACAGACCAGUGCACCGACCUACAGACUUCUCUCUUGUUGCUCCAGCCAUCUAGAUGAAUUAGUUAGCUGAAUCAGGGUUUGGCUUACUAGCAAGUAGAAGGCAGAGUUUAAUUCCCACCAUUUCACAUAUUGCAGAGAAUACACAUACCAUUUAAAAUGUGAAUUGGAUUUUAACAUAAAGUCAUGAUGUCAUUAGACAUAGUGGUCGAUUUUGGAUUGUUCCCUUCCAUACUUCAGGAAAUUAUUAAUGAAUAGCAAAAACAGCAAAUUGUGAAUAAUUAAAGCAAACCCCCCCAUUUGACCUUAAAAUAUUUCCUGGCCACUGUAAUGAUACAAAUUGUGAUUUGAGUUUUAAAAAUUAAAAAGUUUCAACCUUAAAGUGUAGGUAGCGUUUAACCACAUUAUACAUAUGGAUUUGUAGUUUUAUACACCUUUAAACAGUCCCAAUGUAAUGACAUACCUGGUUGUUACAUAAAACCUACAACAUUUCAGAACAAUGCCGAAGACAUUUCAAAGAGUAUACAAUAAAUAUGGCAUCAUAAAGGCGACCCAGCCAUUCAGGCUACAUGUGAUGUCAAACAAACAUUAUUGUGGUGAUUAAUACGAUAUUUAAAUUUCAUUCUGCUGCUUGUGGGGUGUGGCACAUUUUAAAUGAAUUUCCAUUCAAUAAUUUAAUUGGCAUUGAUGAGCAGUUUGCUGUGUUUGGUUGAACUGUUUGCUUGUAGUUGUGUUCAUUUUGUAGUUAAAUAGCAUGAGGACUUUUACAUGUGCAAAGUACAUUUUAAAAAAGUGUAAUGUGUAUGAUUAAAAAAUACUUUACCUGUGUUUUCUGUGAUAUUAGGUUGGAAUAAACUGCAUAUAUUUCUGUGGUGUGUUAAAAUGGCAUUGUGUAGAAU